Penicilliopsis zonata CBS 506.65 is the source of this 2089-nucleotide messenger RNA. RefSeq lists its product as hypothetical. Bases 69 to 1592 code for a protein of 507 amino acids. The record is from RefSeq and is a predicted model, not a curated record. NCBI's taxonomy places the organism in Eukaryota, Fungi, Ascomycota, Eurotiomycetes, Eurotiales, Aspergillaceae. The transcript is spliced from 2 exons.
AGAUAUUACCAUUUAGCAAGGAGAUUUACGAAACACUGCAGCUUCACGGGAUUUCUUCAUGUGUCUGCAUGCCAGCCACAGCUACCAAGCCUGAAUACCCUGGAGGCACAACUCCAAUCAACCUUUUGCAGGUCUCUCUAACUGCCAACGAUCCUGCCCCCCCACAACUGGGCCCGGUAAAGGAUGACCUCCUAGAUCUCCUUCGCCGCCAUAGAAUCCGCAAUGUUCAUGUGGAGAUUGUCAAUGUAGACCUCGCUCUCCGCCCCUCAUUAUUCUUCAUCCCUUCAACUCACCCAAUUGUCGUUGCCUACGAACAAGUCAAACAUCAAAUCCUUGAGCUUCUCAAUAAGACAGUCAAAGCAAAUUGGCAACUACUGAGUCCGUUCAACGUUGGUCAGCUAGAGGCAAAGGCGCAACCAAUGAUUGUUAUCGCUGUUAAACCUCUGACAUCUGGAAAUCUAUCAUUGUUGAAUCCUUCGGACAACCCUUCUGCAGUCUCGUUCAUCGACCGAAUCAAUCCCAACAUGCUUCCGGAGAUGGGUCUCUCAGUUGGCAUCAACCAAGACAGCAAUGCAGGCACCCUGGGCGGGUUCGUGACGCUGACACGGAAUGGAAAGAUUCACCGUGGUUUCCUGACCAACUAUCAUGUUGUGAGACCUUCAGAGACUCACAAUCAACCCGACAACUUUCUCGAGCACCUUGAUCAGUUCGGUCUCUCCUUUUCCCGGCCCCCGACCCGGAUGAUCCAGAUGGAAUCCCUUGCACGUAUGGACCGCAACGCAACUCUCACCGAAAUUGACGAAUCUUUGGAAAGUUCGCAUACCACUCAAUCUGAGAUUUCUUCUGGAGUACAACAACAAGAACUCAUCGGGGCAGUACCACCACCUAGAAUUCUUCAGAUAUUAGAACAAUGUGAGCUUCAAAUCACCGAGCUACUGCAGGCGUUUGAGGUGGUCGAGGACAUGCCAAUUAUCUUGGGCGAAGUACUCCUCACAUCGGGCAAGACACUCCUUGGCAAUAAAAUGAUGGACUGGGCCUUCGUGGAGCUUUCAAAAGAUGUGGAGGACAAAUACUUUCGUCCCAACCAGAUGUUUCCUGUUGCUGCCAAUAUGAUGCCACGCCUCUUCCGGCGGGAGCUAGGUAGCCUAGGUGGAGUGAUCGCUCCUGGUGGCUCCAAGCUGACCGAAUUCGGCUCGCUGGUGGAAGGACAGUACUGUACCAAGCGCGGCCGGACCACGGACAUUACUGCUGGAAUCUGCAACGGGCCGAAAGCCUUCUGCAACUGGUCUAAGUCACAGCUGGCGAGAUAUGACCAUGACGGAAAUCCCAUCGACCCUGCGACGGAAAGCACCGAAGAGUUCCUGAUUCUGAGUAAGAAGGCCAAUCAUCCGAGCUUCGAACAGUCGUCAUUCACUGCCGACGGUGACUCGGGAUCCUUUGUUAUGGAUCAGUUUGGGACAGUAACCGGUUUGUUAUUUGGAAGAUUUAAACAAGGAUACGCAUAUGCUGGAGUGGCAAGCAGCAUGUCCGAUGUGCAAGAGUCCAUCAAGCUGAGGGCCGGAGGGUCUGCCUCCCUGGGUCUUCCGGUUUGAUGUGCUCGCGUCGUUUUAGUUGAUUUCUUUAUCCUGUUUUGCUUUUGCGAUCGCUAGUGUGGAACAGUUUUGAAUGUUGAUUCGAGUACGAAUUAAUCAUUCAUUGUUGUCAGUUUUUCAUGUAUCCCACAUGCCUAAGGCAAUCGCCUUCCAUUCUGAGAGACAUUCUGAGAGACAUUCGGGCAGAUAGGAACGCGAUACAAUAUGAGUAUUAUUAGCAUCACUCUUGGCUCAAGUAAAAAUCCAGUCUAGUGCCCUAUUGUUUCCUUGUCGUUAUACUAUUCUGUAAGACGGUAGCCAGGAAGGCAAUAAUUACCCAGGCCGGGGAAGAGAACAGUGUACGAGGACUCCAGCCUUCGAGGCGGCUGACAGUGACGGGCUCACACUUCUUUACCUUGCUCCAAGAUUGCUCUACACACGAUUCAGGCCGGGGUUAUUGAUAGAUCAGGCAUAGAAUACUGUCUUUAAAGGCAAGGAGUGGUCUAUUUUGUCUAUUC